AAGAAUGGAGCCUAAAGUGACGAUAGAGAAACAAAAUUUCACUUUAGCCCAAUCUCAAAGAAUUUUAAUAUUUUACCCUAAAUAUAGUCUGGUGGUGUAUUAAAUACGUAGAAAGGACAGGUCCGUUUAUGAAAUGGGUAUCAGUCGACCCACCCAAUUAGUUGCGGCACGCACAGGAGAAGCCGAAGCCGGCUAUUUGCGUUGCAUUUGAUUUGCUUAUUUCCCUCCUUCGCUCCUUCUUUCUGGCCCUCAAUUCACCCAGAUAUGGCCUCACAAGCAUCAGCAUCCUUUAAAGACCCGCCCGGACCAUCCAACGCAACUCCGCCAUCUCUCAAGCCCAAGCUUCCCCAACCUUCCGUUGUAUCCGGCGUCGCUGCCACCACGCCCUCUCCCAUCAAGCCCGAGGUUCCGACGCCCUCCACUGCCGUUCAACGGCCACCGCUUGCGCCUCCCUCUCCUGAUGCCGACGUGGUCCAAAUACCUAGCUACUCCAGGUGGUUUUCGUGGAAUAGCAUUCACGAGUGCGAGGUCCGAUUCCUUCCAGAAUUCUUCGAUUCGCGGUCGCCUUCUAAAAACCCUAAGAAUUAUAUGUACUACAGGAACUCUAUCAUUAAGCAUUUCAGGCACAAUCCUUCGGGUAAGCUCACCUUCACAGAGGUUAGGAAGACGCUUGUCGGCGAUGUUGGCUCCAUUCGCAGGGUUUUUGACUUCCUCGAAGCUUGGGGUUUGAUUAAUUAUUCGCCUUCAGCUUUGAAUAAGCCCUUGAAGUGGGAAGACAAGGACUCUAAGUCUACUUUGCAGGGCGGUGCUGAUGGUGGAGGCAGUUUAGCUGAUUCUACUCCUCCUAAGAGGGACAGUUCCAAGAGAUUAUGUAGCGGUUGCCAGUCUGUCUGCACCAUUGCCUGCUUUGUUUGUGACAAAUAUGACUUGACCCUUUGUGCCCGCUGCUAUGUCCGAGGAAACUACCGUGUUGGUGUCAGCUGCUCUGAUUUCAGGCGGGUUGAGAUCAGUGAAGAAAUAAGGACAGAAUGGACAGAAAAAGAGACAUUGCAACUUCUGGAAGCCGUUACACAUUAUGGUGACGAGUGGAAAAAGGUUGCACUGCAUGUUCCUGGUAGAAGUGAGAAGGACUGUGUUACUCAUUUUCUCAAACUUCCUUUUGGAGAAGAGUUUAGUGGUUAUGCAGAAUUGGGAGAACCUUGUAGCAAGUAUGACCAAAUAAAGAGCUGUAGCAACUCUGACUGUGGAUCAGAAAGUAUUGGCUCCUCAUCUGCAUGUAAAAGGAUGCGCCUAACACCUCUUGCGGAUGCAAGCAACCCAAUAAUGAGUCAGGCUGCUUUUCUAUCAGCUCUGGCGGGUACAGAGGUUGCAGAAGCUGCUGCUCGGGCAGCUGUAACAGCUUUGACUGAAAUUGAAUAUGGAGCAAGUAAAGGCAAUAUUGAAUCUCUUUCCAGGAAUACAAGACAACAAGUUGCUGGUGUUGCCGCUAACGGUGACACCAAUCUAAAUGCAUUGGAAGGAGCUUCACUAGAUGCUAAUUCACUGCCUGAGAAUGAAGAGGUAGAUGCAGAGAAAGCAAUUUCCAAGAUUAUAGAAGUGCAGAUGAAAGAGAUCCAGGAUAAGAUUGUUCAUUUUGAGGAGUUGGAUUUGCUGAUGGAAAAAGAGUGGCAACAGUUGGAACAAAUUAAAAAUUUGCUAUUUGUUGACCAGCUUGCCCUGUUGUUUCAUAAAAAAUCAACAUCAAAGACUGGGGAACGAGUGGAGGAAAAUGUAAGAACAGAUUGAUGUUUUAACAUGUUGUAUAUUCGAUCAAAUGCCAAGUUUAUUUCCUUCUGAGGCCUUCCCAUUUGCUUUGGCUGUGGUGUUCUCAAUGCUAAUGAAUUUAAUAUAAUAUUUUAGGGUCC
Messenger RNA from Jatropha curcas, 1904 nucleotides. RefSeq names its product switch subunit 3 (gene SWI3B). The record is from RefSeq and is a predicted model, not a curated record. Gene Ontology annotation, molecular function: protein binding. NCBI's taxonomy places the organism in Eukaryota, Viridiplantae, Streptophyta, Magnoliopsida, Malpighiales, Euphorbiaceae.